GCACCACGCCAGAUAUUUGACUGCUUUCCCCAGCGACCGGCUUCGCCAUUGAUAGUACACCACCGGGGGACGGCCGCCUGUUUGUUUCUCUUCGGCGCGCGAGAGAUCUCAGGGAUGGCGACCACCACCGGCGGGACGAGCCCCGCCCCCGCGAUGAGCAUGAAGCUGCUGGUGGACACCAAGGCGGGGCGCGUGCUGUUCGCGGAGGCCGGCAAGGACGUCGUCGACUUCCUCUUCUCCCUCCUCGCCCUGCCCGUCGGCACCGCCGUCCGCCUGCUCGGCAGGCGCUCCAUGCCCGGCAGCGCCGGCGACCUCUACGCCAGCGUCCAGAGGCUCGACGCCGCCGCCUACCUCCUGCCCGGCGCCGACAUCGGCGCGCUCCUCCGCCCCGCCGUCCCCUCCAGCAUCCCCCUCCUCUGCUUGCCCGGCCCGUCGUCGCGUCGCCCGCGUCCAAGCGAUUCUUCUGGUGCGGCGAGGACCACAGCCGCGACUACGGCCACGGGCGGUGGCGCGUGCCCGACCUGCGCCAAGCCGAUGACGAAGAAGAUGUACUGGGCGCGGUCCGGCUCCGGCGGCUCUGGGCAGGCGGCGGUCUCCGCCGCCACGGGAAGGGCGAAAGGGUUCGUGCAGGGCGUCGUGACGUACACGGUCACGGACAACCUCACCGUGACCCCCAUGUCCGCCAUCUCCAGCAUCACCCUGCUCAACACCUUCCGCGUCAGGGACCUCAGCGCGCUACAGGAGAAGAUCGUGCGGAUCGGCUACAAGGAGGGUUUGGCGAUUCUCAAGGCGUCGCUGCAGUCCAAGACCGUUCUCACCGACGUCUUCCUCGCCCACAGGGCUCCACGAUCGGCUGCCUAAAUUAGGUUCACUAUUAAGCAGUGCUCUUGUGGUUGUGCUUGGUGUUCUUCUCUUAUGCAAGGAUGGAUAUGAUAUGAGUUCCUCCCGCAACUGAUCAUUAAUUAAUCAGGACCGAAUGCUUGUAGAGCAAUCGCUUAGCUCUCCAGUUCUGGCCAUUUCCUACUUAUUUGUUGAUGAUUGUUGCUUCUGUUGAUUAGAUCGCACCGCUUAACUCUCAGAUUGAAUUUAGUACUC
This is a messenger RNA of Triticum dicoccoides, 1095 nucleotides long. RefSeq lists its product as uncharacterized. The transcript is spliced from 3 exons. The record is from RefSeq and is a predicted model, not a curated record. The coding region runs from base 115 to 861 and encodes 248 amino acids. NCBI's taxonomy places the organism in Eukaryota, Viridiplantae, Streptophyta, Magnoliopsida, Poales, Poaceae.